AUGUCUCACGCUCUUCGAAUAGCAGUAUGUAGUUCAACUACUAAUACACAAUCUACAGCAAUAUGUCUUCCUGGUAUCGAUCAUCAAACAUUUUCGGAUAUUAAUGAUCUUAAAAAUCAUGUAGUUACUCAUUCGAAUUCAUAUUCUUUUAUUGUAUUACUUAUGGAUUUAAAUGAUCAAAAUUCACGAGUACAUUUAGAAGAUCUAAAAAGACAACAUCAUGUAUUUGCUAUUUUUAUAUGUAUAAAACCAAAAUGUAAUGCAUUAGUUCAUGGUAAUAAUGUUUUUCCUGUUAUUAAAGAACUUAUAGCAUAUAAAAUAAAGUCAAGUGUUGUUAAAUUUUUUGAAGACACAUCUAGAAAAUUACUUGCAUUAAAUCAUAUAGGUCCUGCAUUUAUUUUAAAAGAAAAAGCUAAUGUUUUAAAACAACAGCAUUUUACAAAUGGAAAGAUAAACGCUUGUCAUAUAUUAAUUAUUCCAUUGAACACAACUGAUGAAAAUUUAUAUGACUGUCAAGAACGUCUCAUACAUUUAUGUAAUAAUUUAUUUGAUGAUUAUGAACUGACAGUUUACACAUUGUAUGAUUAUUUACCAUCAAAUGAACGUAUUGAUUUUAAUGAAAAUCCAUAUGCAGAUAUUAUUUAUAAUUAUGUGAAAAAACUUUCACCAAUUCGAGUGUAUCUAAUUGGAAAUGAAAAUUAUAUUCCUAAUUCAACCAGUAAAUAUUUCUUUGAAAAUGAGAUAGAUGAUGGUGCUGUAGCUGAUGAAUAUGAUACCACACCUACACUUGUUGAAAAUGAACCAAUUAAUGAAUCUAUUACACAGAAUUUACCAAAUGUGCUUGAUGUUAGACGACCAGUAACAAAUCUGAUCAUAAAACAAUUACAUCAAAUUGAAAAUGAUAUUAAAUUUCCUGCUGCUCUUGAACGUGCCAAUCUUACUAUUCAAAGACGUGAAAUGGUUGCUGAUAUUGAACUACAACAACGAGCUGAAGAUUGUUUAGAAAGUUCUUUCGAGUUUAGCACUUCAUUUCAUAUGAUUAGGCAAGCUGAAAAUGGUGCUACGAACCAUAGUGAUGAUACUAGUGAUAGCAAUAUUAACAAUAGGAUUCAAUAUGAAUCUACACAAUUUUUUGUCUAA
Molecule: messenger RNA, 1140 nt
Organism: Rotaria sp. Silwood1
Lineage: Eukaryota; Metazoa; Rotifera; Eurotatoria; Philodinida; Philodinidae
Source: the annotation of a GenBank genome assembly